GUGCAAGCAGGAAAGUUUAUUAAAGUGCAAGUACGCUCCGCAGAUGUGAGAGCAGGCCGGCUCGAGGGAUAGCUGCACACGGGGGGCUUGGGUUUCUACCUUUUUAGUGACAGUUGUUAACUAGGGGGUGGAAUAUUUAUUACCCGAGGCGGGGAUUUCUUGAAAGCAGGGUUUCCCGCCUUUUUUUCCUGAUUCUGUCGGGCGUUUCCAGCCUUCUUUGUCAGCCGGCUUGGGCCGGUCUGGUUUGAUCCGGUUUCCCGUGGCUUUGUUUUGGUAGUUCUGCCCGGACAGGCCUCUGACUUUCUUACAACUACGCUGGCCGCGAUUUACCCGUUUCUGGACUCCAGGUAUUCUGUUAAAACCUAACUAGCUGCCUACUCUAACAAGAGCAUACAGUCUGGAAUCAAGAGUUAAGGGGUGUGGUGCGAUGAAUGAGCAAACCGGGGAAGGGAAUUAGGAGGAUCUUGGACCCAGGAAGGAACUGGGGAAGCUAUUUGUGGACUCCGCCGCAAUCCGGGCCUCCAGCUCAGAGCCAGCCGCUAGGAGGAGGCCCUAAAAGGGGGCUUUUCACAGGCAGUGGCAACCUGCUGAGAGUCACUCUUCCCAACAGGAAACUAUACGGAUGUUUUUAACUCAGGAAGAGUGACUCCCAACGCUUUUGUGAAAAAACGCUUUUGGGGAGAAGACUCUUCACCUAUCCCGAAAGGGUGGAAGCAAGCAGGCAAGCCCCCACUGCGGGCUUCCCGGAUUUUAUUGGUUGCCUCCGGUCAGCCCCUCUCUCAUUACGUCUCUGUUAUUGGUCAGCACUGCCAAGCGUCAGCUGUCACAGACACCAUCCGGAACCAAUCAUCUCUAAUCCCCACUCCGUCUCUCCUCCAACAUGUGAAUGACAUGCACGCGAACCAAUAAGAUAGGAAAGUGAGGAUGUGAAAACGAGACUCCUUCCCUUGUUCCUCAUCUCGUUUAGCAAAUGGUAGAAAAGGCUGAGCAGCUGACACCAACCACCAAUCCGUAAGGGCGGAACUGGGACGAGAGAAGAGUGAUGGGAGGGGGUGACGUGGCAGUGACGGGGUCAUAAACUGAAAUGAGUGGCGGAAACCCUGGCCAAUCGGUGAUCGAAUUGGCCGGGCACUCUGCAUUCUCGAGUCCUCCCUGAGCGCCGGAGACUUCGGGAAAGCACCAAUGGGCUUGUACAUGAGUCUGAUUGGCCUUCACCUGAACCAGUCAGCGGCGUGCCUGCAGGACGCGUCCCACCCCGGGCUCUCACUGGGCGGUGUGGGAUGACAGGCCCGAGAGAAAUGCCAAUGUCCUAGGGGUCCUCCGCAAGUGACGCUCAGCGGCACCAAUCGACUGCCUCCUUCCCGGCGGCCGAGCCCUCCCUCCCGCAGCGGGCCUGGCGGGGCGGGGACGCUGCGCGGCUGCGGCUGAUGCGCUAGCCGUGUGGGGCGCUCCGGGCGGCGAGGGCGGCUCUCGUAGGCGGUUCCGGUCCUGUAUUUCGGGGCGGCGGCGGCUCAUGGCGGCGACGGAGCUGAGAGGGGUGGUGGGGCCGGGCCCGGCGGCCAUCGCAGCUCCGGGCGGCGGCGGCACGGGUCCCCCCGUGGUGGGAGGCGGCGGCGGCCGCGGAGACUCGGGGCCAGGCUCCGGGGCCGCGCUUGGCACGGUGGCCUCGGCGGCGGCGGGCGGCCCGGGCCCCGGCGCCGGGGGAGUGGCGGCUGCGGGCCCGGCCCCUGCGCCGCCGGCGGGGGGCUCCGGCGGCUCGGGCGCCGGGGGUUCGGGCUCGGCUCGAGAGGGCUGGCUCUUCAAAUGGACCAAUUAUAUCAAAGGCUACCAGCGGCGGUGGUUCGUGCUGAGCAACGGGCUCCUGAGCUACUACAGGUCAAAGGCAGAAAUGAGACACACUUGCCGUGGUACCAUCAACCUCGCCACGGCCAACAUCACCGUGGAGGACUCCUGCAACUUCAUCAUCUCCAAUGGCGGCGCUCAGACCUACCAUCUGAAGGCGAGCUCAGAAGUGGAGCGGCAGCGCUGGGUGACGGCCCUGGAGCUGGCCAAGGCGAAGGCUGUGAAGAUGCUGGCAGAAUCGGAUGAGUCAGGAGAUGAAGAGUCUGUCUCACAAACUGACAAGACGGAGCUGCAGAAUACCCUGCGGACGCUGUCCAGCAAAGUGGAGGACCUGAGCACAUGCAAUGACCUGAUAGCCAAGCACGGCACGGCACUGCAGCGCUCCCUCAGCGAGCUGGAGGCCCUGCGGCUGCCCGCCGAGAGCAACGAGAAGAUCAAGCAGGUCAAUGAACGGGCCACGCUCUUUAGGAUAACAUCCAAUGCCAUGAUCAAUGCCUGCAGAGAUUUCCUCAUGUUAGCCCAGACCCAUAGUAAAAAGUGGCAGAAGUCCCUUCAGUAUGAGAGAGACCAGCGUAUCCGGCUGGAGGAGACCCUGGAGCAGCUGGCGAAGCAACAUAAUCACCUGGAGAGGGCCUUCCGGGGGGCCACAGUGCUGCCGGCCAACACUCCGGGCACUGCUGGUUCUGGAAAAGACCAGUGCUGCUCUGGCAAAGGAGACAUGAGUGAUGAGGAUGAUGAGAAUGAGUUUUUUGAUGCUCCUGAGAUCAUCACCAUGCCCGAGAAUUUGGGCCACAAACGGACUGGCAGCAACAUCAGCGGAGCCAGCAGUGACAUCAGCCUGGACGAACAGUACAAGCAUCAGCUGGAAGAGACCAAGAAGGAAAAGAGAACUAGAAUACCGUACAAGCCAAACUACAGCCUCAAUUUAUGGAGCAUCAUGAAGAACUGCAUUGGAAAAGAACUCUCAAAGAUCCCCAUGCCGGUGAACUUUAAUGAACCCUUAUCCAUGCUUCAGCGCCUUACUGAAGAUCUGGAAUACCACGAGCUGUUAGACCGAGCUGCAAAAUGUGAGAACUCUCUAGAACAGCUCUGUUACGUUGCAGCUUUCACCGUGUCCUCCUACUCCACUACUGUUUUCCGUACCAGCAAGCCAUUCAACCCACUCCUUGGGGAGACUUUCGAGCUGGACCGAUUAGAGGAGAAUGGGUACCGAUCCCUCUGUGAGCAGGUGAGUCAUCAUCCCCCUGCUGCUGCACACCAUGCCGAGUCCAAAAAUGGCUGGACAUUGCGUCAGGAAAUCAAAAUCACCAGCAAAUUCCGAGGCAAAUACCUCUCCAUCAUGCCCCUCGGUAGCAUCCACUGUAUUUUCCAUGCAACUGGGCACCAUUACACUUGGAAGAAGGUUACCACAACGGUGCACAACAUUAUCGUGGGCAAGUUGUGGAUAGAUCAGUCUGGUGAAAUUGAUAUUGUGAAUCACAAGACGGGAGACAAGUGCAAUCUUAAAUUUGUUCCUUAUAGCUACUUCUCUCGUGAUGUAGCAAGAAAGGUGACAGGGGAAGUGACAGAUCCAUCAGGAAAAGUUCACUUCGCCCUUCUGGGGACGUGGGAUGAGAAAAUGGAUUGUUUCAAAGUACAGCCAGUCGUUGGGGAAAAUGGGGGUGAUGCUCGGCAGAGAGGCCAUGAGGCAGAGGAAAGCAGGGUCAUGCUAUGGAAAAGGAACCCUUUACCGAAGAAUGCAGAAAACAUGUACUACUUCUCAGAGCUUGCUCUGACGCUCAACGCCUGGGAAAGUGGCACCGCCCCCACAGACAGCCGAUUGCGGCCUGACCAGAGACUGAUGGAAAACGGGCGCUGGGAUGAAGCCAAUGCUGAGAAGCAGCGCCUGGAGGAAAAGCAGAGACUUUCCAGAAAGAAGAGAGAAGCAGAAGCUGUGAAAGCCACAGAGGAUGGCACUCCCUAUGAUCCCUAUAAGGCGCUGUGGUUUGAGCGGAAGAAGGACCCUGUUACCAAGGAGCUAACCCAUAUUUAUAGGGGAGGAUACUGGGAGUGUAAAGAAAAACAGGACUGGACCGCGUGCCCCGACAUUUUCUGAAACAGCAGCAGCGACAAAGAGGAGGAUCCAAAGGAGGGGACAGAAGACGUGCGGGAAGGCGGGCGUUUGGGACUCUGGCCGAGCGCUUUGCUCCCGGUUGUCUGUCUUAACCAAUCAUUUUGUCCAAAUCAAUCACCAGAAGCAGACACCAGUGGUGGUGAUUGGCUGGUUGCCUUAUAGCUGAUUGAAACUGAGAUCGACUCACUAGACCCCUGUGUUGGGAGGGAGGGGUUCAGUGGCCGGAACGUGGCGCUGCUCCCCUUCUGCAGAGCCCGAGGGUCGUGGCUCGUCCUCUCCCCUCUGCCCCCACUUUAAGAUGAUGUCAUUCACCCUCCCCUGUAGGAUCCUGCUCAGCCAAGGUCUGCGUGAGGUGAUGAUUCAGGGGCGUUUUGGUGCUGUUCAGAGCGAGGGCUGAAUUUAGAAGCUCCUUGAACGAGGAGCACAUCCGACUUAACGAGUGGAGGCAUCGCGAAUGACUGCAGGGAUGCUUAGGCGUGGCGUCACGAAAUGGGGCCACACGCGGGGUCAGUCUCUUGGGGCAUCCAUCCCAAGAUAACUACAGCGUCGGGGCCUGUUCUGUAAGACCGGAAUACUCAGACUGACAUUUCUUGGAAGUUUCUAUCUUCACUUGUGUAAAAUACCCUUCUGCUGUCCUCCGUCUUUGACAGCAACCGGAGGCCACUUUGGUGGUUUGUAGGAGGGUUGCGUUAUCCUCCCAAGGGAGUUUUAUGGACUUCCUCAGAUGGGGAACUUCUGAGAGCACAAGGCACGAUGGAAAAGACUGCUAGCCACUUUGCUUUCCCAGUUCCUCCUCACUCACCCCCAUUCUUCAUUGCCCUUCUUGCUCCUCCCUCCCUCCUCCCCCCUUCUCUCUCUCUCUCUCUCUCUCUCUCUUUCUCUCUCAGCGCAAUACCAGUUUGGGUCUGUGCCCCAGUGUGGAGCAAAGCAUUACCUGUCCCAUUCUGAUAUACUUCAGAAUUUGAGAGAAGGGGUUAAUUUGAAACAGAAGUUUUCACCAUCUCUCAAGCCCCAUGGACUGGAGCCACCUCUCAAAUAAUGUGUUAAAUAUCUGUAUAUUAUAUAUAUGUAGAGAAAAAUCUAAUUUUUUUGUUUGAUUUUCCUUCUUCCCAUUAAGAAUCUUGUUUUUUGGUAUCCUUUGUCUCCCUGGUACUCUCUCUUGGAUGACUGAUGUGGACGGGAGCCUCCUCUGUUUUCCAUCCUUUAGGGGCAGACAGAUUCAGAACCUGAGCAGGAUCACCUCCGGCAGUCACCGAACAGGGACUUGGUCCCUCUGUAUGAUGGAGUGCCCACUGCUGUCUAAAUUCUGCUCUCCUAAUUACCUGAGUCUUGAAAAUGAAAUCCUAACUCUUUCCUGCCUUUUUUCCUUCUUUUGUUAGGAAGAGCAUGGGUAGAGAGUCAGGACAGUAGUUUCCAGUUUAAUUCUGCCUCUGCCCAAAUCCCAGCACACACAGCUGAUUCCCAAAAGACACUUCUUCCUAGGACGUGGGGCUGAAAGUGCUGUCAUGUGGGGCGGGUAGAAGAACUGCUCCUGUCGGGCCCUGGCUUCCUUCAUUUUGUGUUCUGUAUUUGUUUUAGUUGUCUUGUUCAGAAAUCUGCCCCUGUGCAGCCCACCCUUGGUUGAGGAUCACAAAUUGAGGUGCCUUCCUUGUAUGCUUUUUGUUAGUGUUUUUCGUUUCUGUUCCUUAACUGCUGAGCCUCAGCCAGUGUGGGUCCUGGGGGAAAUAUCAUUCCAGAGGAAGCCAUCCCUGCAUGGGAAUUGGAUUUAUACUGGGUAAAUUAGUACUUCUAUUCCUUCCUCGUCAUUCCUCCCUCCCUAGCUGUGAUGCACUUGAGAGACAGGCAACCGCUGGGGAGUUUCCUCCUAAGACCCGAUUCCCAACCGAAGCGCGGGAUUGUGCUGGGGCUUCUUUCAAGGAGGCCCGCCAAGGCUGUGACCUAAUUGGGGCUUUAGCCAGAGCAGGAAUUUCUCAACCAAACUGAACGUCUCUGCUUUAUCCCCCACCUUUCUUCCUCCGCCAUCUGCACUACAUUUCCCAGCCUGAUCCCCAGUCCGAUUCCUGCUAAUGGAGAAGCUUUGAGUCCUUCAGGUGAAAUGAAGUCACAUCAAAACAAAACUAUAUAUAUUUUCGUUUUUUUUGCCUUAUUGCUUUUUUUCCAAGAAAACUACUAAAUUAAAUAAUUUUUAAAAAGUCA
Zalophus californianus (California sea lion) is the source of this 6151-nucleotide messenger RNA. RefSeq names its product oxysterol binding protein (gene OSBP). Lineage: Eukaryota; Metazoa; Chordata; Mammalia; Carnivora; Otariidae. Gene Ontology annotation, cellular component: cytosol; membrane; intracellular membrane-bounded organelle. The record is from RefSeq and is a predicted model, not a curated record. Bases 1514 to 3937 code for a protein of 807 amino acids. Gene Ontology annotation, molecular function: sterol binding. The transcript is spliced from 14 exons.